AUGCAAGACAUGAUACUUUUAUGUUCUUAUAUGUUCCUUUACCUCUUCUUCCCCCUCCCUUCUGAACUUCAACCCCAGCCCCCUCCUGUCUGCCAUAUGCACACACCCACCUCCCUACACACUGGGUUGAGGGCAUCAGGAGCAUUCUUCUGCACAUGUGCCUCUGUCACUCAUGCCAAGCAGCCACACAACUACACCACGCACCCAGCUGUGUUUCCACUGUGUCCUCUGUGUUCCCAGCACAAGCCUGGUCAGUCAGUGCGACCCUCUGUAGCUUGGCACAGCACCUUGACAAGAUCUCUGGAUCAACAGCACUUUGGUUACACGUUCUCAGGAAUUGUUUGUUUUUGUUUUUGUUUUGUUUUGUUUUCUAAAGUUUUAAGACUUUACUUUUUUUUUCUCUGUGGAAGGACCACACUGAGGACUUUCUUCUAG
Messenger RNA from Xyrichtys novacula (pearly razorfish), 435 nucleotides. Lineage: Eukaryota; Metazoa; Chordata; Actinopteri; Labriformes; Labridae. The record is from the annotation of a GenBank genome assembly.